This is a messenger RNA of Acaulospora morrowiae, 211 nucleotides long. The record is from the annotation of a GenBank genome assembly. NCBI's taxonomy places the organism in Eukaryota, Fungi, Glomeromycota, Glomeromycetes, Diversisporales, Acaulosporaceae.
UAUUGGUGAUGGUGCUAAUAGUGGUGAUACCAUACCUGUAACAACUUCGGCAGCACCCGUAACGUCCGCGCCUACAACACCCAUUACACCCACAACGACAUUACUGACAGCUGCGUCAUCGGCCACCGAAACUCCAGGGAUAGUCGAAAAGAGACAAGAAUCCGACAGAAGGAAAAUGAAGGUGAUCAGAAUGAAACGGAGAAAACCAUAG